Messenger RNA from Clonostachys rhizophaga, 2709 nucleotides. The record is from the annotation of a GenBank genome assembly. Lineage: Eukaryota; Fungi; Ascomycota; Sordariomycetes; Hypocreales; Bionectriaceae.
AUGUCGCAACAACCAGCGAUGGAGCCCAACGGCAUCCAUCACCAUGAAAAUCACGAGAUCAAACUGGUCGGCGCAAUAGGUAAAAGAAAACGCGACGACGAGGACGAGGGAGACGAUAUGGAAGGCGUCGUCCAAGAUCGCAAAUCUGCCGAUGCCAAUGAAAAGCCACGAGACCAGCGAAAACUCAUUCAAUCAUGCUUCGAAGUAUUGCAAUCCUUCGAUGUCGAGCCUCCGAUUCUGAAACGGCCGCUCCAAGACCCAAUUACUAGCGAUGAGCCCGAAGCCAAACGCCAAAAAUCGUCAGAGCCAGCCGAGCUGGUCACCAUUUCUGACAAGGUUGCCGCAAGUGCCUACGAACAUUUGGAUGGCCUUUUGGCCGAUGUCAGCUUGGCGAUAAAGUCGGCUCUUGCUGAAUCUGAAGCCGCGGCCUCGAAGAUGCCCGAUUCAUCUGACCAGAUUAAGACGGCUGCGCAAAUCAAGAAGUUUAGGACUAGGGCUCUGAGCCUUCUAUCUCGCGAGCAAGCCUAUCCCCGGACAUCGCAGCCUGAUUCUUUCAACGACGAGGCUCAACAGGACGAGUUUGAGAAGACCCAGACGGUGCUUUCAUUAGUUGGAUUUGCACCACAGGAGAGGCGUCUAUUUUCCAGUCUUCCUUCAUCUCACGACCUGGACCUCUCCGAAUACAACCUUCCUGUUGGUGUUUCGAUGACGAAGAUCUUCCCAUCCGACCAUCAAGAGAAUGUGCAGACAUUAGGGGAUCUGUUCGCGCCCUCCCGGACUCUGCUCCCUCUUCAGCCGCCGAAGCAACCCAAAACACAAGCUAGAGGGAACGCUCUUGAUUUCUAUCACCCUAGCCUCACGGAUAAAUCGCAACAACGAGGAGCAACCUAUUUUAGCACAAAGCUAUCAGCUGGUCAUUAUCUUGACUACAGCCAUGCCACCCCAUCUUCAACUUCUAAGACAAGGCAACACGAAAGAGCGCAAAGUCUUGCGGGGAAGAAGCCAUCGACCUCGGAGUUGGAGUUGUCCGAAAUGGAAUCUCUUUUCCGUGGUGCAUUUUCAAGUUUUGCCCCUUGCAAAGAUGAUUCCGCGGCUGUUGUGCCGUCCAAUAUAGCUGGGCGCAUUUGGUGGCAACGAUCUGGUCGACGUAGCUUUUCCAACAUGAUUGAGGUUGAGUACCUCGACCGCGCUAAUGGUAUCAAGACGGACCAGGAUGAUGAAGCUUUGGAAAUCGAUGAAGAGGCGAUUCAAGAAGCAAUCGACAACUGGGAUGAUACUAAUAUUGACCCCUCUUUGGAGGAUGCAAUGGGACCAAAGCAGGAUGAAGCCGACAAGGAAGCCGACGAAAUCCUCGACGAAGUCUCGGACCUGAUUGAGACACUGGCCUCUUACCAGCGCAUUCGCAAUCUUACACUCCCGAACUCCCAGAACCGCCAGACCAGCGACCCUGUCACGGGCGAUAUGUUAGCAACGGCUGCUCCCCAACCGUCGGAGGCGGAGCAUGAGACGUACCAAAUGCUCAAGGCUCAACUUGCCCUAAUUGUGAAGACGCUGCCUCCAUAUGCCGUUGCAAAAUUGAAUGGUGAUCGUCUUGAUGACUUGCUCAUCAGUACAAAGGUUCGGGUCUCGUCUGACCAGUACAAGGGUGUCAUGGAGGAGGAUGAGGCUGGGCUGCAGGCUCGGUUACGAGCUCAACAGCAAGCGGCCCAAUCCGCACCACGACCAGCGCCUCAACGUACACCAAGCGUAUCGUAUCAAGGUCACUACCAACAGCAGAAUCUGCAGUACGGAACGCCAACACGAACGCCAGCGCAGGCCCAGGCUCAGCAGUAUUAUCGUCAAGCUGCAACCCCCAACUUCCAGAACUACCAGCAACAAAACUACCAGCAGGCUCGCAGUUCCACGCCAGCAUCUCUCGGGCAGCCCCGCCCCCCCCAGCCAAACCAGUAUACUCAAAGGAAUGGGAUCAACGCACAAUAUGCGACUCAACUGGCCAAGGCGCAAACUCCAUAUGGACAUCAGAACAUGCCUCAGUUUGCAAGUCAGCAACGGCCGGCGUUUAGUCACGUUCCUCCGCAGAGUGCUGCGCAGCCAAGAUUCUCGCAUUAUCAAGGCUACCCGCAACAGGCCAGUACACCUUCCCAACCUCAUUUUGGUAACUAUGUCAAUGGAGCGGGGAUGCCACAGCAACAGCGCACAAUGUCGCCACAAGUAUCUCAAAGGCAGCCAUUCAGUCCAUCGCCCAAUAUGCAACAGGCUCAACGAUACGGCACGCCUAGUCAACCUAUGGGUGGGCAGCCCAACAGGUUCCCACCCAACUCAAACACCGCCCCUCAGCAGCAGCAGCAAGUAGGAUCAUUGACUGGCUAUCACACGGUUAUGCCUGAAGCACAACAGCAGCGGAUGUUGGAGCAGGCAAAAGCUAGAGUAGCUGCCCAGGAGCGUUCAGCCAUGUUCACUGACAAGAUUGCUCAACCAGGCGUCUCUGGGCUGGCUGGCAUUGGCCUCGGCGGAAGUCUUGAUGUCAACAGAAUGGCUGCGGUUCGGGCCAGUAUGAACAAUCAGUCAAAGCCGCAGACUCCAACCGGACAGCGCCUUAACAUCAAUGGUACCCCUGGAUCCGUCCAUGUACCACCUCAUAAAGUAACACCUGUUCCUGUGCCACCGAUACCUGGACUGCAGCAACAGCAGCGCAAGCCUUCUUCUUAA